Erythranthe guttata (spotted monkey flower) is the source of this 1132-nucleotide messenger RNA. RefSeq lists its product as uncharacterized. Gene Ontology annotation, molecular function: RNA polymerase II cis-regulatory region sequence-specific DNA binding; protein dimerization activity; DNA-binding transcription factor activity, RNA polymerase II-specific. NCBI's taxonomy places the organism in Eukaryota, Viridiplantae, Streptophyta, Magnoliopsida, Lamiales, Phrymaceae. Gene Ontology annotation, biological process: regulation of transcription by RNA polymerase II. Gene Ontology annotation, cellular component: nucleus. The record is from RefSeq and is a predicted model, not a curated record.
AUGGAGUUUGUUGAAUCUUUUCUUGAUCAAGAAUGGGAAUCACUAAGCAAAAUGUUCUCGAUCGGAGAAAACAACCCCGAUUUAUUGCCGUUUCCUAGUAACUACUGCGAGAAUAUGGCUAACGAGGGUUCGUCGUUAUUUCUCCCUUCUUCUUCUUGUGAAAUCGAUCACACUUUCCACAACAACGUGUACCGUGUUCCUCAAGAAAGUAGCAAUAGCAAUAACAAUGGCGUAAGCUUCCAUCACCACGAAGAAGAAUAUUUAACCAACAACACGUUCGAUGAGUGCAUGAAUUAUUACACUAGUAUGAUGGUACCCGUUUUUUCCGACGAUGUCAUAAUGGAAGAAAUGUUCGACGACCAAUCGGGAGGCCAUAAUAAUGGGGAAACCGAUGAUUCUUGCAAGGACAUUAUUCGGCUCAAACGGAAAUACGAAGCCGAAGAAGAAGAGCCAAUUAUCGACGAACCUUCUAAGCGGAAGCCUCGAGUUUCUAGAAAUAAAAAUCAAAAGGCGGCUAAUCAGUCGAAAAAGAAGAAGAAAAUGAUCGGUGAGGACGAGGAAGAUAUUAAUAAUGAAGAAAAUAAUAUGAUUAUUAGUAAUGAUGGUGGAGGAAAUAAUCAAAUUAGUUCAAGCAGCUGCAGCUCUGAAGAUAUUCAUGAUUCCAUUACUAAUAGUAAUAAUAAUGCUUCGGAAUCGAAACUAGAUUCGGUUUCGCUAAAGUCGUUGAACGGGAAAGCCAAAGCCAAUCGCGGUUCUGCAACUGAUCCUCAAAGCCUCUAUGCUAGAAAAAGAAGAGAAAGAAUCAAUGAGAGAUUGAAGAUCUUGCAGAAUCUUGUUCCCAAUGGAACAAAGGUUGACAUAAGCACAAUGCUCGAAGAAGCUGUCCAGUACGUGAAGUUUUUGCAGCUUCAAAUCAAGUUGCUAAGUUCUGAUGAUCUGUGGAUGUAUGCUCCAAUUGCUUAUAAUGGAAUGGACAUUGGCAUGUAUCAGAAGAUUUCACCGAAUUUCUGCUUAUAAUUAAUUAAUUAAUUAUUCUUUUUUGUUUUCUUUUUAAUAAUUUAUGAAGAAAAGUGUAAAUGCUGAUUUGUUUACAAAAUCUGCCGGUUCAAUUAAUUACGAUCAUGAGUAGUAA